Messenger RNA from Pseudozyma flocculosa PF-1, 1761 nucleotides. RefSeq lists its product as uncharacterized. The record is from RefSeq and is a predicted model, not a curated record. NCBI's taxonomy places the organism in Eukaryota, Fungi, Basidiomycota, Ustilaginomycetes, Ustilaginales, Ustilaginaceae. The transcript has 2 exons. Bases 1 to 1761 code for a protein of 586 amino acids.
AUGACGGCCGUCGCUCAUGCCAGCUCCAUCGGCGCGGCCUUUGACGCCCUCGGUCUCGACGAGGGCCGAUUGGCCGGCGGUCCUCCUCCUCCCACCUUCUUCCAAGCAACGACCGCGUCCAACAUACAAGGCCAGGCCGCCAUCCCCAUCUACAUUGCGCCACUGAGGGACCGGAUCGUCGAGGCAUCCGACCGGCACACGUCGCUCACGCAGCGCCUCGAGGCGCUCGGCGAUGUGCCCGCGCGCAUGGAGCGGGACAAGGAGGCCCUCUACCAGUGCAGCGGGCGCCUCAGCUCGCUCAGGGCGAGGACAAAGACUUUUGAGAGCGACGACCGCGCUGCCCGCAAGGCCUACAGCGACAAGGUCGGCAACUUUGCCAAGCGCAUCAUCAACAAGCGUCCGGCCCGAGGCAGGGCGGUGGCGCUGGCCAAGGACCACCACGAGAGGGCGCGCACCGACCUCGAGCAGCACCUCGACCUCAUCAGGGCGACCGAGGCGGAGCUGUUGCGCAUUCGGGCCGAGCUAUCGGACCUCGAGCUGAAGCAGGUCGAGUAUCUGCAGCUCGUCGAAGACCUCGAGCAUCUCAACGACAGCCUCUUUGCGGGGCCCACGCCCGAGUUCCCCGAAGAGGAUCUGCUGGAAUGGGAGCACAACGUCCUCGUCGAGACGGGCCGGCAGCUACAGGCCGAGGCCAACCGGGAGCGGCGGGCCCGGCAGCUCCUCAAUCAGGCCUCGCCGAGCCUCACGGCGUGCAUCACCGACCUGCGCAAGGCGCUGCAGAUCUGCAUCGAGCUGGGCGUGGCAAACAACCGCAAGUACUCGCACCAGAUGUUUGUCGGCGGAUCGACGUCGGCGACGGUCAAGGCGACGACGUCGCUGGUGCUGCGGACCAAGACCAACAGCGGCAAGUUCUACACGACCAUUGCCAAGGCCAGGGGAAGCCAGGCGCUCGUCAGGCGCGCACCGGACUUUUCGGUCAUCGAGCUACACCUGAUGCCCGGUCAGAGGAGCCCGAAGGCCGUCGACGAAAAGGGCCUACACAAGGCCAUGGAGGGCUCGUACGCGCAGGCCCGCUUUUGCGAGACCUACCUGCGUGACGAGAUCAGCCAGUCGGUCGGCCGGCAGGCUAAGCUCAAGGAGCAGGGUGCGCUCCUCGAGGAGCAUAUCGCGCAGGCGAGGCGCGAGCUCGAUGCCUACCGCAGGCGCAUCGUCGUCGCCGUCGCAUCGGGCAACGAGGCGGCCCUGCUCGACGACGUCGCAGCGCUCCCGUCGUGCCCGCUUGCGGACCCGCACCAACCCAAGCGCAGCGUCGCAUUCUCGGUCGGGGAUCUUGGCGCGCGACAUACGCCAGGCCCGGUGAUCCUGGGCAACGUCAUCAACGGAGCCAUCCUGCGCGAGACGGUGCUCUCGCACACGCGCCAGCGGUCAUUUUCGCUCACGACGACGGGCACCGUCACGCAGCUGGUCGACCUGCGGACCCGCGGCGGCGACGACGACGACGACGACGACGACGAGGCCCAGGUCGGCCGACGAGGCGCCGAGGGCAGCGACGACGACGGCGGCGAGGGUGUCGAACGACAGGUGGCGGUGCAGUCGACAAAGGACCCCAACGUCGCCGCGACCGUGGCCAUGUCGGCCGUCACCGACGUCGAGUCGCCCGCCGAGAGGCUGCGGAAGGAGGCCCUGCGGAGGCUGAGAGCGAUACUGGCCCGCUCGAUCGGAACGCCCGAGAUCGAAGAGCUGCCUUCGUACCCCAUCUAG